Dermatophagoides farinae (American house dust mite) is the source of this 871-nucleotide messenger RNA. RefSeq lists its product as uncharacterized. The record is from RefSeq and is a predicted model, not a curated record. Lineage: Eukaryota; Metazoa; Arthropoda; Arachnida; Sarcoptiformes; Pyroglyphidae.
AGCAAUUUUGAAUAAAAUCUUUGAAAUGUCAAUAUCAAUUAAUUAGAUUAGCAAUAAAAAAAAUAAAAUUCCUUCUCGAAAAUUGAACGAAUGACGUUAAAUAGAGAGAACAUUAAGGAAUGAAAAGUCAUUAUUGAUCUCGUAGUGUUUGUUUAAUUGUUGAAUACUGAGUUUAUAGACUGAAAAUGAACCGACCAAUUAAUACCAAUACUGAAGCAAAUCAAUCAACAUCUCAGCAGCAAACACAGAAUGCAGCUACUGAUGGUCGAAAUUAUGCACGUGUUGGCAUCCGUCGAAAGAUGAACCGAAACAAUAGGACAUUUGCUCGGUUUUUAAAAGAAGACUGGAAUCAUGGACCAUUAGAUGAUUGGGGGUGGGGUUAUGCUUGGGGAUAUCGUCGUGCUCAAUAUCAUUAUAUGGAACGGAUCGAACGUUGUAUAUUCGGCCGAAAUCGAUUCUAUGGACGACGAACAUCAAAUGUAACGAGUAGUGGUGUUGGUACUACUUCUGGUGGUGGUCAGCCAAAAUCAUCCACAGCGGAUACAUCAUCAUCUCCUAUUGGAACUAGUUUAUCAUCCAGUUUAAGCGGUGGAAAACAACCACAGCCUUCGAUGUUACCACAAAGACAAUUUCCACAACGAACAAUGACAUCAGCUGUUGCUAAAGGUCAAAUGAUCGAAACGCAAAAGAUUUCCAUACAGAAUGAAUCCACUUAUUAUGGAAUAAAAAGCAAAGAUGGUGGUGUUGUUCCAAAAUCUAAACAUUAAAAAGUUUUAAUGUAAAAAAUGAUUAAUGGGAGAAACGCAAGUUUUUAAUCCUGUGUUUUUUUUAAUGAAUUGUACCAUUAAAUUAAGAGAACUUGCUUAAAUAA